Messenger RNA from Neofelis nebulosa (Clouded leopard), 7052 nucleotides. RefSeq names its product CD300 molecule like family member b (gene CD300LB). Gene Ontology annotation, cellular component: plasma membrane. Lineage: Eukaryota; Metazoa; Chordata; Mammalia; Carnivora; Felidae. The transcript is spliced from 4 exons. Gene Ontology annotation, molecular function: transmembrane signaling receptor activity. Bases 213 to 773 code for a protein of 186 amino acids. The record is from RefSeq and is a predicted model, not a curated record.
CUGGCCCUUCUAAGAAAUUGCACCCAGUUUGCUGAAUAAUUAAAAGCAGGAAAUACUCUAUAAAAGGAAGUGAAUAGGUAAGAAACUCAAAGGCGGUCCAGUCAAACAAAGUGCAAGCUGGGGCUCCGGCAGAGCUCUGAGAGUCCAGCUGGGAUCCGAGUGUGAGCUCCGGUUGUGGAUCCAGAGGGACAAGGAGCCCGAGAGCCAGGACCAUGCUGCUGUCGCUAGUUCUUCUUCUCAGCCUCCCAGGUUGCCUCUCCAUCCAAGGCCCAGAGUCCGUGAGGGGCUUAGAGGGCGGAUCUGUGACUGUGCGGUGUGACUAUAAACCAAGAUGGGAUACCUACAGGAAGUGGUGGUGUCGUGGAGCAUACUGGGAGUUGUGCAGGAUCCUCAUUCAAACCACAGGAUCACAGCUAGAAGUGAAGGGAGACCGUGUGUCCAUUGGGGACAACCAGAGUCACCACUUCCUCACAGUGACCAUGGAGAAAGUCAGGCAAGAUGACACAGACACUUACUGGUGCGGCAUCAGCAAGAGUGGACCUGACCUCGGGGCACCUAUCAGAGUGACCAUUGAGCCAGAGGGAACACUUCUGACCACCUUGGCGAGCAUGCUAUCCAGGAGAACCACCAAUGGCCGUGCAGGGGUAUCGUCUGUCUCCUACAGCAGGAACCGCUACAUCCUUCUGGUGUUCGUGAAGGUGCCCAUCUUGCUCAUACUGGUUGGUGUUGUCCUUUGGUUGAAGGGCCUCAGUAACGACAGUCUGUCUACAUGAACUUGUCCUUGAUCUUCUCACCAAAGACACAGCCGCUCAGAAAGACGGAUGAACAGAACCUUCUGACCCCUGGACCCCAUUUCCAGAGGAGACGUGGGCUGUGGAAGAAAUACCUCUGAGUCCUUAGGACGCGGUGACUGAGGCUGGGUGUGCUAAGGUGAAGCCGGGCACCCUCCUUGCUCGGCACAGCUCAGGGACAGAGCUCAGGGCCCUCCUGGGGAGUCAGGGGGUGCCAGAGAGCCAGCACCUGUUCCAUUCCUGCAGGCAGCAAAUGCCCCUGCCCCAUGGGGCUCAUGGUCAGAGCUGCUGGCCUGGAGCCCAAGCCCUGUCCUCCCUGACACCAGCUCAGCACACUUUAUGUCCAGACUUCUGGUUUAUAGGGUUGUUUCUUAAGUCAGGUUGGGUUCGGAUGACUUGUGCCCAUGAGAACCCUGACAGAUGCCCGUGUGCACACACACACACACACACACACACACACACAGAUGGUGGGGUCCUGGUUCUGGGGCAUCACCCCUCUACCCUGGGAGGACACCGCUCUGACAGCCGAGCAGAAGAGGGACCAGGAGUCUCUUUGGGCCUAGCUCCAGUGCCGGCCUUCCUUCACCUCCACCCCCCAUCUUCUUCCUCUGUCCUGGCUCCCCAGGGCUCCCUGCCCCUCACCCCUCCAGGCCUGGGGCUUCCUGGGUGCUGCCUCUGUUCCUCAGGGCUGCUGGGCCUCAGAAACUACCUCAAGGUUGGGGAGGGCAUUCAGGAAAACUGUCUGAGGGAAGUGAUGUUGCCUCUCCUAAAUGAUGAUGUGUAAAUAAUCUUAAUAAUUAAUUUGUUUAAAUAAUCUUAAUGAUUAAAAAUGUCUAAGAUAGGGUGCCUGGCUGGCUCAGUCAGUGGAGUGUGCAACUCUUGAUCUCAGGGUUGUGAGUUCAAGCCCCAUGCUGGUUGUAGAGAUUACUUAAAAAUAAAAUGGAUGCCUGGGUGGCUCAGUCGGUUAAGCGUCCAACUUCAGCUCAGGUCACGAUCUCACGGUCUGUGAGUUCGAGCCCCGCGUCGGGCUCUGGGCUGGUGGCUCAGAGCCUGGAGCCUGCUUCCGAUUCUGUGUCUCCCUCUCUCUCUGCCCCUCCCCCAUUCCUGCUCUGUCUCUCUCUGUCUCAAAAAUAAAUAAACGUUAAAAAAUAAAAUGGUGAAGGGGCACCUGGGUAGCUCAGUUGGUUAAGCAUCUGACUCUUGGUUUCAGUUCAGGUCAUGAUCUCACAGUUUGUGAGUCUGAGCCUCACGUCAGGCUCUGUGCUGACAGUGCGGAGUCUGGUUGGGAUUCUCAUUCUCUCUCCCUCUCUCUCUCUCUCUCUGCUUUACCCAUGCACUCUCUCUCUCAAAAUAAAUAAAUAAACAAAAAAAUAUAUCCACCAUCAGCAAAUUUCAAAUAUACUGCACAGUAUUAUUAACUAUAGUCUUCAUACUAUACAUUAGAGCCCAGAAUUUAUCUUGAAACUAAAAGUUUGUGCCCUCUGAGCAACAUCUCACCAUUUUCCCCAUGCCCCAGCUCUUGGUUCUAUGAGGAAUAUUUCCCUCUGAACACCUAGGGGACUUGUCCACCCUGCCCUUUGUCCUAAUAAGUAGGCCCUGGUUCUCAGCCUCAGGAGGCCACGGGAAGAUGCCUCACCAGUGGGUAAAGGAGAAGCGAAUUCCUGUGCCCAGCCUGGAAGCUGGGAAAAACCCCCACCCACUGGGAAGCUAUAGGUGCCUUCCCUUUGCCCUUCAGCCAAUGAAAAACCUUCUCCCACUUGAUGCUUGGUUUGGAGCUCUGGUCAGUGGUGGGCCUGAAAUUCCACUGUGCCCAGAGAAGACAGACUUUGAGUCAGACUAAGACCCACUGAGUCACUCUUUUGGGGACCAAGGUCCACAGUCCACCAGCUCCAAAGGUCCGCCUUUGUGAAAACUUCCCUGGAUCCAGCCUCCUCAAGAUGCAACCAGAUUCAGGUGACAACCAGCUCUUGGGGGGCAAGGCCAGCUGGCCCAAAAGGGUACAAGUCUACUGACAGUUGCUGCCCUGAUGCCAGCUUUUCGCAUAGUGUCUUACUGUUGAUAUUCAACAACCUCUAUGUCUUUGUGAAGAUUCUGUGGUUGGAUUGCUACUCUCAGAACUUCAUCCAAGAGAAUGCAUUGGAGUAGGCAUCUGUUGUCUGUCCUGAACACCUCCCCCCCACCACACACACACACACACACACACACACACACACACAUAUAUUUCUGGGAACCCCUUUGGUUCCCAUGAAAACUGUCAAGCAAAACUUGUCUCUUACACCCACUGUCCAGGGUACAGAGAAAGACAGAAAUUAUAAAUUAGGUACUGGGGCCGGGGAGCAUUUUCCAGCAAAUGUGUUUCCACUAGGAGCCGGGUGCCAAGGCCCCCAUGCCCUUAAACAGCUCUAGACUGGCACAGUUCCUCAUGUGUUCACUUUAGCACGUGUUGUAACCCAGAGUUAGCAGAGACAGAGAAGUGGAGAGCACAGGGACACAUUGCUCUUCUAAGAAGGAAACACGGCUGGGGUGCCUAGGGGGCUCAGUCAGUUCAGAGCCUGACUCUUGAUUUUGGCUCAGCUCAUGAUCUCAUGGUUUGUGGGUUUGAGCCCUGCAUCAGUCUCUGCUGGCAUUGUGGAGUUGCUUGGGAUUCUCUCCCUCUCUCUCUCUCUCUCUCUCUCUCUUCUCUCUCUCUCUGCCUCUCCCUCUCCCUCUCUCUCUCAGAAUAAAAAAUAAACUUAACAAUGUAUAUAUUUUGAGGCACCUGGGUGGCUCAGUCUAGUUAGGCAUCUGACUUUGGCUCGGGUCAUGAUCUUGGGAAUCGUGAGUUCGAACCCCGUGUGAGGCUCUGUGCUAACAGCUCAGCGCCUGGAGGCUGCUUCGGAUUCUGUGUCUCAUUCUCUCUCUGCCUCUUAAAAAUAAAUAAACUUUAACAAAAUUUAAAAAAAACAAUAUAUGUAUCUAUAUUUUAAAAGUAUUUUAGAAAAAAAGAAAGAAACACAACUUCUCCUUCCCCAUGAGUCUCCUUCUCGUGGGUCCUUACUUCUUUUUUUUUUUUCUCUCUCUCUCUCUGGAGGGUCUGUACUUCUGAGCAGCUUUGCAACCACAGAGGAAGUUCACCAAGAACAGGGUGAAGCUGGUCAGGGCAGGAGAAGCUGUGGCAGCCCCACCCAGAAAGGACACCACAGUGGGAAGAGCCCUGCCAGCACCUGGGGCAUUGGGUUUGUUCUGUUUGAUGCCAGAUAUGUCCUGAAUGGUGUUUUCUUUUCUUCCUUUUUUUCCCAGUAUUUUUCAAUGCUUAUUUAUUUUUGAGAGAGAGAGAGAGAGAGAGAGAGAGAGAGAGACAUUGCACAGCAGGGGAGGGACAGAGAGAGAGGGAGACAGAGAAUCCGAAACAGGCUCCAAGCUCUGAGCUGUCAGCACAGAGCCUGACGUGGAGCUUGAACUCACGAACCAUGAGAUCAUGACCUGAGUCAAAGUCAGAUGCUUAACCGACCGAGCCACCCAGGUACCCCCUGAAUGAUAUUUUCUUAACCAAUGAGGCUAAAGGAUUAAGUUUCUAGCACUUUCCCUGCCUGGCCUCUGAAGCAUCUCUCCCUACAGCUCACCGGUCUGGCUUGUUCAACCUGCUUUGGGCUUCCAGAUCCUCAUGGCUGGUCUCCUUAUGUGCCCCCUGGGCCCCAGCCUGGCUGUCUGGGAGUCAAGUCUCCACCCAGAAUGGGGUCCAGAUUCAGCCCCAACAGCUCUCCUGGGCUCCUCCUUAACCCAUGCCGUGGAGGCUAACAGCGAAGAGGCCUGGGGGCUGGGCUUCCUCUGGGCACCACUGUCUCAUCUCAUCUUGCUGGAAGGGACUCUGAAUUCCUCCACCCCAGGUCCUAAUUUGCUGGUCAUCUUUCUUCAAAUCUUUUCUUAGCUUAGGAACAUCAGACCCACAGCCCCCUGCCCACGUCCUGCUCUGCCAGCUCCAACGGAGUUCAUGAAUCACCCUUGAAUCUGUGCAGCCCCAAGACUGGGGCCAACUCAUCAUGGCCAGGACAGAAGGUGUUCUGAGGGUGGAGGUCAGCCUCAGUCCCCGAGAGAUGGGACCACCGUGCAGUGGGGAGCUGCAAAGAUGACUUUGGGGGAAUGAGGGCCAAGGCUACUGUUCCCGCUGAAAACAUGGGUCUGGGGCCAGGUCUGAUCCUCACGCCCUCAUUUAUUCAUCCACUCAUUCAUUCAUUCAUUCAUACAUUCAACAAAUGCAACUAAAUUACGUACUGACUCCAGGCACCGUUUUCUGGGCACAUUGACUAUUGUAUGAAUGAAGGGAGCCCCCCCGGAUGUCUCCUCCUGUACAUUUGUCUUGAAAUGCAAGAACCUGACCUCAUAUCAAUUGCCCCCCUUUUAUCACUGAAUAGAAAGGUUUCAGGUGACAAGGUAAAUCAUGGGUUCUCCUCUGGCAGCCACCAUUGGAGAUGAUUUAGAAAGCACAGCUUGGGAUUCAAACAGUAAUGAGAUACUACUACCCACCUACUAGAAUAGCCAAAAUCCAAAACAUCCACAACACUAAAUGCUGGUGAUGGUGUGGAGCUAUAGGAACCCUCGUUCAUUGCUGGCAGGAAUGCACAUGGAUUUUUAUAGCAGUCUUAUUCUCUUUUGUUUUCGAUAUUUAUUUAUUUAUUUAUUUAUUUUGAGAGAGACAGAGACAGCAUGAGUGGGGGAGGGGCAGAGAGAGGGAGAAAGAGAGGGUCCCAAGCAGGCUCUGUGUUGCCAGCACAGAGCCUGACAUGGGGCUCGAACCCUCGAAACUGUGAGAUCAUGACCUGAACCGAAACUGAGAGUCAAACACCCAGGAGCCCCAGUAAGUCUCAAAUUCUAAAGCAACUAUGGAGGCCGCCCCUCCUUCCUCUGGCUGACCCUGACCCUCCUCUGGAGUGGGACCCAGCCUCACUUGCCCCCAGGCUCCUGGGUCUCCCUCCACCUUUGAGGAGCUCUGAGGGGUGACACAGACCACAUCUGAUUCCCAAAGCUUCUGUCACUGGAACCCUCAGCACAUCAUCUAGGAUACCAGAAACACUAGCCGCGUCAUCAGCCAGUCAUCUGGUAUACCCACUCACCGGGUCUGCCACUUGCAACAAGAAAAUAAGAAGCUAGAGGAGGCUGCAUUUAGAAUGAACCAGAAGCUUACCAACAGGUUUUAACAAGUUACCAAGAAAUGUCGACCAGGAUAAGAGGGAAGGAAGACAACUCUAGUUCAGGCACAAUGAAUAACAGAUACCUGAAGACAGGAAGUUGGGAGGGAGACACCAUAGGGUGAUGGUUAACAUGAUGGCAUCUGAAACUGGACAGACCUGAGUUCACGCCCCAGCUCUGUUGUUUCCUUGCCUGCCAUCUCGGACCUUUUGCUUUCACUAACCAUCAAUUUCCUCACCUAGAAAAUGGGGAUGACCACAGAUCCUGUCUCACAAAGCAAUCAUGACCACGGGGAUUAAAGAACACCCUGCAGGCCAAGCGUUAGCUCAGAGCUCUCAGUCCACUCUUGGAAGUGCUUGGGGAAGUCAGUGAGAAACCAGGACCACUCAGGCUCUUUGAGACAUCUUUCCAGGCAGAUGAGAGAGGAGACCCAGAAGUUCUGGGCGAUGGGACAGCUCCCUCAGGACACUAGCUCCUCACAGAAGACACAAAGUAACACUAAAUUACCUGAAAGCAGACCAGAAAGGACCUGGAAAGGGACUCAUAAAAAAGUUUAUCUGGUUUGGCAGGUAAAGCAAAGUACAUUAAAAAAAAAUUCUUCUUGGGAAUGCAAGCUGGUGCAGCCACUCUGGAAAACAGUAUGGAUGUUCCUCAAAAAACUAAAAAUAGAACUACCCUACGACCCAGCAAUUGCACUACUAGGCCUUUAUCCAUGGGAUACAGUGUGCUAUUUCAGAGGGACACAUGCACCCCCAUGUUUAUGGCAGCACUAUCAAUAACGAAAGUAUGGAAAGGGCCCAAAUGUCCAUCAAGGGACGAAUAGAUAAAGAAGAUGUGGUGUAUACACACACACACACACACACACACACACACACACACAAUGGAGUAUUACUCGGCAAUCAAAAAGAAUGAAAUCUUUCCAUUUGCAACUACAUGGAUGGAACUGAAGGGUAUUAUGCUAAGAGAAAUUAGUCAGAGAAAGACAAAAAUCAUGACCUCACUCCUAUGAGGACUUUAAGAGACAGAACAGAUGAACAUAAGGGAAGGGAAACAAAAAUAAUAUAAGAACAGGGAGGGGGACAAAACAGAAGAGAC